Molecule: messenger RNA, 753 nt
Organism: Habropoda laboriosa
Lineage: Eukaryota; Metazoa; Arthropoda; Insecta; Hymenoptera; Apidae
Product: transmembrane protein C5orf28
Exons: 2
Coding region: 133-753 (206 amino acids)
Source: RefSeq, a predicted model, not a curated record
CUUAUGCACAUUCUGUCGAUGCAUUAAUAAUUCAAAAUGGCGAGGUUCUGUUUAUAGUGUAAUUUUCCUAUUAUUUUCGAUACAAAGAAUUUAAAGAAACCGAAUUUUCUACUGUUCUUAAAAUAUGUUACAAUGUUCCUUGCGAAAAAUGAAAUAUUUUCACGUGUGAUAUUGACUGGUGCUAUAGGUAUUUGUUCGUUCAUUGGUGAUCAAGGUUUAAAACAUGGGAAGACUGCUGCGACACGCGCGAUUUUUGACAAUGUCACUCACGCAUUUGUCGGUGGCCUUACUUGGGCAGUUAUUUUAAGUUUGUCAAAAAAGUCUCUUAUCCAAAAUUUUUCGAGCAUCUUGUGCAGUUUUUGUUUGUCGUCUAUUAUCGACGUUGAUCACUUUAUCGCAGCGUGCAAUUGGAAGUUAAGUGAUGCAACACAUUUGGAAAAACGUCCAUUUCUCCAUUGUACCACUGUUCCUAUAAUAAUAUGGCUUACAAUGAAUUUGUACUCAAGUAUGUUUAAUCAACCAAAGUACAGUUAUUAUUCAUGGAUAGUACUAGCAAGUUUUUUAAGCCACCAUAUACGAGAUGGAACAAGAAGAGGUUUAUGGUUUUGUCUUAUAGGUUCUACACAACCAAUUCCUUAUUAUCUAUAUCUAACUAUAAGUAUGAUGCUACCUCAUAUACUACACUGGUUGAUGAUGUCACCUGUGCAAGAGUCUAAGACUCCAGACAAUAUGAUAUUAAUUAAUAUUGUAUAA